CCUGUUAAAUUGAUUGGACUCUGUUCUCUUAGUUGUCUUCUCCGACCAGCGUCGCUAAAACCCUAGAACUCCAAAAACCUCAACAGCUCAGCGCGGUUCAGAGGAGAUCCACUUGUCCCUUCCAAAACCCUGGGCCUCGUGUCCGUUGAGCAAUGGAGGAUCAUGUCCUUUCUUCGGUUCACUCCACGGUCUUCAAGGAAUCUGAAUCUUUGGAAGGAAAGUGCGUUAAGAUCGAAGGAUACGAUUUCAACCAGGGAGUGAACUAUCCUAGGCUUCUUAGAUCCAUGCUCACCACCGGAUUCCAAGCCUCCAAUCUCGGCGAGGCCAUUGAUGUCGUCAAUCAGAUGCUAGAUUGGAGACUUGCCAAUGAAAGUAUAGCUGAAGACUGUAGUGAAGAGGAGAAGGACCCGACCUACAGGAAUUCUGUGAGGUGUAAGAUAUUUCUGGGUUUCACUUCAAAUCUUGUGUCAUCUGGCGUUAGAGACACAAUUCGGUAUCUUUCUCAGCAUCAUAUGGUUGAUGUUAUAGUCACCACGACUGGUGGCAUAGAGGAGGAUCUCAUAAAAUGCCUUGCACCUACAUAUAAAGGCGAUUUUUCACUAUCGGGAGCUUAUCUGCGAUCAAAGGGAUUGAACCGCAUUGGCAAUUUACUGGUUCCAAAUGAUAACUACUGCAAAUUUGAGGAUUGGAUAAUCCCUAUCUUUGACCAGAUGUUGAAGGAACAGAAAGAACAUAAUGUGCUGUGGACACCGUCUAAGCUGUUAGCUCGCUUGGGAAAGGAAAUAAACGACGGGAGCUCGUACCUUUAUUGGGCAUACAAGAACAACAUUCCAGUUUUCUGUCCUGGCUUAACCGAUGGCUCUCUUGGUGAUAUGCUGUACUUCCAUUCAUUUCGUACUUCUGGCCUCAUCAUCGACGUAGUCCAAGAUAUCAGAGCUAUGAACGGGGAAGCUGUCCAUGCAAGUCCAAGAAAGACGGGGAUGAUAAUUCUUGGAGGGGGUUUGCCAAAGCACCAUAUAUGCAACGCCAAUAUGAUGCGUAAUGGUGCGGACUACGCCGUGUUUAUAAACACCGCACAAGAAUUUGACGGGAGCGACUCGGGUGCCCGUCCAGACGAGGCCGUGUCUUGGGGUAAAAUCAGAGGCUCUGCGAAAACCGUUAAGGUACACUGCGAUGCCACCAUUGCCUUCCCUCUGCUGGUUGCAGAGACGUUCGCCUCGAAGAGACAUCCUACCAUGGAGACCAAUGCUUGAGGAACAUCUCUUUUUUUCGUUUGUCACUUUGAUUCUUAGGAUAAUGUAUACAUAUCCGGAUUCUCCUCUGUUUUGUCCUAGAGGAAACACCAUAAAUUCUCAGCAAGAGGAGAGUGUUCUUGCAGGAAUCAGUAUGAUUCUUUUGGUGAUUGAAUUGGAAUAUAUAAUCUCUAACAGAGUUUUGAUUUUA
Tarenaya hassleriana is the source of this 1443-nucleotide messenger RNA. Its product is annotated as deoxyhypusine synthase. Bases 153 to 1253 code for a protein of 366 amino acids. Gene Ontology annotation, cellular component: cytoplasm. The record is from RefSeq and is a predicted model, not a curated record. Gene Ontology annotation, biological process: peptidyl-hypusine biosynthetic process. Lineage: Eukaryota; Viridiplantae; Streptophyta; Magnoliopsida; Brassicales; Cleomaceae. Gene Ontology annotation, molecular function: deoxyhypusine synthase activity. The transcript is spliced from 7 exons.